AUGGACAAGAAACCUGCUGGAAUCUCCACCUCUCUUCUAUCUUCCAAUGCCCCGCCCUCCGAAGCGGAUGCCGCCUCGCUGCAUAUCGUCCUUGCACACCUGGGAAAGCAGCUAGCAGGCAUCGACGAAUCCAUCGCGCGGCUUCAACUACACCUGCGUGAGCUUCAGAAGACAAGGCAAGGCGUUCUGGAGGAUGUGAAACGGGUUCGAACGGUCUUGUCGCCGAUCCGCCGCCUCCCACCGGAGAUCCUGUGCGAUAUAUUCGCGCUUUGCAUCCCGAGCGAAACAUCGACGUCCUUCCGAGGAAAGCACUUAAAGUUCCCUUGGGUGGCAACACGCGUCUGCCGGUCGUGGAGGGACGCUGGUGCGGCCAAUGCGGCGUUUUGGUGUCGCGUUGAUUCGGGAACGCCGCUCCCCGUCGUACGGCUGCAGCUUGAGCGGUCUAGACAGUGUGCGCUGGAUAUCGAUGUCGGUUUUGCGGACUGCGAGAUCCUGGGGCUGGUGGCCGGGCAUUCUGAGCAAUGGGAGACGGUGUCAAUUGCCGCCAGUGCGAAUAUGCUACCGAUUCUCGAUAGCGUGUGGGCGAAUGCUGGGGUUUCUCAGUGGCCCCCUUACUGA
Molecule: messenger RNA, 618 nt
Organism: Mycena citricolor
Lineage: Eukaryota; Fungi; Basidiomycota; Agaricomycetes; Agaricales; Mycenaceae
Source: the annotation of a GenBank genome assembly